GAGCUGAAACCAGCACUUGGGAUAAUGGCACCCAGUGCUCUCUCUCUGGAAAUCCUAACACCCAAAGAGAAGAACAGACUGAGGAAACCCAUUGUAGAGAAACUGCGCCGUGACCGGAUUAACAGCAGCAUCGAGCAGCUGAAACUGCUCCUGGAGAAGGAGUUUCAGAGACAUCAGCCCAACUCCAAGCUGGAGAAAGCCGACAUCCUGGAGAUGACCGUCAGCUACCUGAAAUACAGCCGAGCUUUUGCAGCAUCUGCCAAAAGCCUGCAGCAGGAUUAUUGCGAAGGCUACGCCUGGUGCCUCAAGGAAGCUCUGCAAUUCCUCUCCCUCCACUCAGCAAACACAGAAACCCGGAUGAAGCUGAUCUGCCAUUUCCAGAGGUCACAAGCAGUGCCUAAGGACUCUGGUUCUUCUCCUGCACCCGCUGCCACCCACCAGCCCCCUGCCAAGCAAGCAGCACUGAAACCCUCCUGCAGCCUCUGGAGGCCAUGGUAGCCCAAGGGCACGCUUACGUGUUUCUGGACAUUUGCUUGUGUUCCAGAGGAGAUCGUGACUUGCUAUACAAGUCCCCCCGCUCCUCUCAUGAGUAGGGAAGAAUGUUUUCCUUUUGUAGAGCAUUACUAUGCUUGGAUGUCUGCUUCCCUUCUUCUAGAAGGACUGAAACGAUCCCACCACGUGGAGAGAAAGUUAUUCUGAAAGAAUGUGAGAUGUAAUCCUCCUGCUAGGAGGACUGAGCGGAGUUGUUCAGAGAGGAACACCGACUGUUCUUAACCUUAGCAAGGUUG
Molecule: messenger RNA, 788 nt
Organism: Antrostomus carolinensis (chuck-will's-widow)
Lineage: Eukaryota; Metazoa; Chordata; Aves; Caprimulgiformes; Caprimulgidae
Product: transcription factor HES-5
Exons: 3
Coding region: 25-498 (157 amino acids)
Biological process (GO): regulation of DNA-templated transcription
Molecular function (GO): protein dimerization activity; DNA binding
Source: RefSeq, a predicted model, not a curated record